Molecule: messenger RNA, 2165 nt
Organism: Cynoglossus semilaevis (tongue sole)
Lineage: Eukaryota; Metazoa; Chordata; Actinopteri; Pleuronectiformes; Cynoglossidae
Gene: b3gat1b
Product: beta-1,3-glucuronyltransferase 1 (glucuronosyltransferase P) b
Exons: 6
Coding region: 283-1269 (328 amino acids)
Biological process (GO): carbohydrate metabolic process; chondroitin sulfate proteoglycan biosynthetic process
Cellular component (GO): Golgi membrane
Molecular function (GO): galactosylgalactosylxylosylprotein 3-beta-glucuronosyltransferase activity
Source: RefSeq, a predicted model, not a curated record
CGAGACCCGUGGUCCUCUUGCAGCACGGGUGACUCUGAGAAGAUUCCUUGUGUAUAGCAGCGUUACCAGCCUGAAAUGACUGAGAAAAUACCACAUUGAUCCAUGCAGAGAUACAGGUGUCAUGUGUGAAUGGCAGUGACGUGGCUGAGAAGUGAACAGCAGCAGCAGCAGCAGUGUUCUCUACCUGUUUGAUGAGAUCAUCAGCUCACAGACAGAGACAGAGACAGAGGAGGAGAAUACACACAGAUACACACAGUCUACAGGACAAUUAAGUGAUAUAAGAUGAAAAUGCGGAACAGUCGAGACAUUGUCACCAUCCUGUUCAUCGCUCUGCCCUGGACUCUGCUAGUUACUGUUUGGCACUGGAGCACAGUUAAUUUUCCACUCACUCCUCGAGAAGAUGACAGACAAAGCAGCCGUUCGAGCUCUCAGGACACUUCUGCUGUCAACAAGAUGUGUUGCCCACAGAGCGGGGGCAUCAACUACACCGACAGUCGGCCCCCUCCCUGGUCUAAUAUCCUGCCGAUGAUCUUUGUCAUUACCCCCACCUACGCCCGACCAGUGCAGAAGGCGGAGCUAACACGUCUGGCCAACACCUUACUCCACAUGUCCAACCUACACUGGAUCCUGGUGGAGGACUCUGAAAGAAAGACCCCUUUGGUCAGUGGUUUCCUCCAAAGGACAGGGCUGAACUACACCCACCUCAAUGUUCAAACACCCAAGGAGUACAAGUUCCCUGCGAACAGGGGAGUUCCACAUGGAACCCUCCAGAGGAACUUGGCCCUGCAGUGGCUUCGUGACACUUUCAGCACCGGUGCCAGCCAGUCUGGGGUUGUGUACUUUGCAGAUGACGACAACGCGUACAGUCUCGAGCUUUUUGAUGAGAUACGAACUACCAAAACGGUGUCCGUGUGGCCUGUGGCGUUUGUUGGCGGCCUCCGCUACGAGGCCCCUAAAGUGAAUGCUUUGGGCAGGGUCUAUGGUUGGAAGGCACUGUAUGCUCCCGAAAGACCUUUUUGCAUCGACAUGGCUGGGUUUGCUGUGAACCUGCAUCUCAUUCUGUCAAAACCACAGGCUAAUUUUCAGUUAUAUGGGGUAAAGACAGGGUAUCAGGAGAGCAGCCUGCUAACAGGGCUGGUGACCCUGGAUGAGCUGGAACCUAAAGCUGCUAACUGUACAAAGAUAUUGGCGUGGCACACAAGGACAGAAGCACCACAGAUGUUAAAGGAAGACAAGGACAGAUUUACAGACCAUGAAAUGGAGAUAUGACAGUCGUCAUCAUCAGACAGAUAAUAAAAGAGGAGGCAGACUCAUUUUGGGAUUAACACGAACACAUCUAGUUUAGGACUGACCUAGAUGAGAGAAGAGGUCGAGUGAAAUAGAGACAUUACAUUUCAGCUGGAAAUUGGUGUUUUUUUCGAGAGUUGUCACAGUGUCAAUUUUUAUUCUAUUUUUUUGGAGCCAUGAAUGUGAUUGUCUAUUGGUUAAGGGUGGGGCAGUGGUGGCUUAAGGAAGCGGACUUGGGUCGGGAAGGCUUCAGGUUCGAGUCCACCAGCUGCCAAGUUACCACUGAGGUGCUCUGAGCAUGGCACCGUCCCCACACACUGCUCCCCAGGUGCUUAAAGCUGCCCACUGUUCACUUUGGUGAUGAGUUAAAAACAGAGGUCACAUUUGGUUGUGUGCAGUGGUGAGCUGUAGUAGUUUACUUUCCUUCUUUUGGUGUUGCUCAAUUAUGUUGCUUACUUAUGUUUAAAGAGGGGGGGGGGCGUGGUUUGCCGUGUUCUUUGUUGAUCGCUUAUUUUAAAUGUUAUUCACUGUUCAUUGGAUUUAUUUGGAUUUAGUAGUGAACUGUAUUGGGUAACCUUUUUUGUUUGGUUAAUAAAUAUUUUCAUACUCUGAAAUCCCAAUGAAUCUUUUUGAUAACGCGUCUGACAUCCGGGCCUAUUUUCAGUUCUCUCUGAGUGGCUUAAAAGUCACUACACAAUGUUUUUAAAGUGCAUAACUGGACUAGCCGGUCCACCGGCCGACCUGGCUGGUACAUCUCCGGUUCCGCCAUCAGACCACCUCCGACAAAAAAAACAAAACAGGCCUGUCUGUUCUGUUUGAAACAGUUGUCCGUGUGAGAUGAGUCUCCUAAUUUAUCUGCAGUUUAAACUACAGGAAGA